AUGCAACUCCCAGUUUUUCCCGUUGUUGCCUUGUUGGCACACGUCCUUGCUCUGUUGAGCCUUGUGGUAGCUCAGGACUCACCACUAUGGAUUCAGGGAGGGCUAGAAAGUGCUGUCGCCACUGAUGCCGCCGUCUACAACACAGGAGGCACCAUUGUAAUCAAUGGCUUUACUAUGACGGUGCCAAAGAAUGUCCUUGUUCAGUUCCCGGCUGCUUGGGUUCCGUUCAAAGACUUUGCCGCUAGUCAACAAAAGUUUAUCGGCUACGAGACACUAGCAUGUAUUUCACCGACCCAUCUCUUGGUUAUUGGAAAUACUGUUGACGAUGUGCCAUUGGUCGCACAGAUCAUUCUUUACGAGUUUUUCGAGGGCCUAAGCAGUGGUUUCAUAGAGACGGUCAACUUUACAGACGGUAGCAUGAAGAUAAAACAUGGGCCAACGGUCCGCAUCAACGACCCGAAGGGUGUCUUCUCGGUUGGAUAUACUGGCAAUCCUUUUAUGACGGCAGAUGGGGAGAGCCCCAGCGUCACUGCUUUCUCCGGCUUUCCCAUGUGUAUCCCUAGAAACAGUACCGACCCUCUGUGUCCUCUAAGGCAGAGACCAUCAGCUGGGCCUGGCAUUUUCACUGCUCGUGACCCUCUUGUUAUGGCGCCACUGCAGCCGGGUGAUUUCAUUACUUUCUCGGGCUUCCGAGAAGGAAACGAAGUAGUGGCCACCACUAUUGUAGCUCAAAAUGUUCAAAUCCUCACAGUCGGUGACAUUGUCUAUGUUCGCAUGGAACUGGCCAGGAUCGGAAUUGACAACCCCAGCCCCAAUGCGGACGCUGCUGACUCGAGGCUUCUUGGAUUUGUCACCAACAAUAGGGUAUCCGUUAACCUCUAUGCCAUGGAUGUCGAUCCCUGCACUGGCAAAGUUACCGAUCGAAUCCUCGCGAAUGUAGGCCUUAGAGGCGGCCGCAAUGAGCAGAAUGUCUUCCGUUGGGACACGCCAAUUCUUUCAGGCUAUGUUAGAGAAUACCGUGCAGUUGCGAUGAUUGGUAAUGUCCCUAAGACCCGGCUUACGAAGAAUGGCAUUAUGUCAGGACAAGCCGUACAACCUGUUAACGUCUGGAUUCAAGCCGAACAACUUGUCCCGGGUACGCCCCCUGUCCCCUUUGACUUCUCUCAGAUGGCCUUUUUGACUGCAGGUGUUGGUCGUGAUGAGAAUGGAAAUAUUUGGGGACCUCUGGAUCCAUUUCCCCAGAGUGGCAUGUUGAUCGAUCCACCCGUUUGCCCUGCCCCCUAG
Molecule: messenger RNA, 1284 nt
Organism: Pochonia chlamydosporia 170
Lineage: Eukaryota; Fungi; Ascomycota; Sordariomycetes; Hypocreales; Clavicipitaceae
Exons: 4
Coding region: 1-1284 (427 amino acids)
Source: RefSeq, a predicted model, not a curated record